AUGGCCUGGUUCACCCUCCACCUCCUGAACCUUCUCUGGGCUGUGGCUGGGACCAGCACCUGGACCCAAAGCUCAUGCUCUGUUCCCCCAGCACAGCAGCCCUUGGUUAAUGGCAUACAAGUGCUCAUGGAGAACUCUGUGACCAGCUCAGCCCACCCAAAUCCCAGCAUCCUGAUUGCCAUGAACCUGGCUGGAGCCUACAACGUGGAGGCCCAGAAGCUCCUGGCUGACAAGCUCAUGGCCAGUGACACAGCCGACCUGACCAUUGGUCAGCUCGCCCUUACCAUCAUGGCCCUCAACUCCUCCUGCCGAGACCCUGGGAAUAAAGUAUCAAUUCUACAGAGACAAAUGGAAACCUGGCCACCUUCAAGCCCCAAUGCUCCAGCUUCAACCUUCUAUGGGCCCAGUCUGGCGGUCCUGGCACUGUGCCAGGAGAACCCAGAGACAGCCCUACCCAUAGCAGCCCGCUUUGCCAAGUACCUCAGUUCUUCCCCCUUCAAUACGGACACAGGAGCGAUGGCGACUUUAGCCCUGACCUGUAUGUACAACAGGAUCCCAGAAGGUUCAGAGGAAGGUUACAGAAUUCUGUUCAGUCGGGUACUAGAGGAAGCCGUGAAGAAUAUCAGCAUGAGGAUCAAAGACAAUGGCAUCAUUGGGGACAUCUACAGUACUGGCCUUGCCAUGCAGGCUCUCUCUGUGACACCUAAGCAACCUAACAAGGAAUGGAACUGCCAGAAGACCAUGGACACAAUACUUAAGGAGAUUGAGCAGGGGAAAUUCCACAAUCCCAUGUCCAUUGCCCAAAUCCUCCCUUCCCUGAAAGGCAAGACAUACCUGGAUGUGCCCCAUGUGUCUUGCAGCCCUGGUGAUGAAGUGCAACCAACUCUCCCCACUCAACCCAGCCGUGUUCCCACCACAGCCUCCAACAUCACCGUCAUAUACACCAUAAAUAACCAGCUGAGGGGGGUGGAUCUGUGCUUCAAUGCGACCAUCGACGUUACUGUGAAACGUGGAUCAGUGCUACUUGUUGUCCUAGAGGAAGCACAGCGCCGAAAUUCCAUGUUCAAAUUUGAAACCACGAUGACAUCAUGGGGCCUUGUCAUCUCCUCCAUCAACAAUAUUGCUGAAAAUGUUCAUGAUCGGACAUACUGGCAAUUCCUUAGUGGCAAAACACCUUUGAAUGAAGGAGUUGCCGACUACAAACCCUUCAGCCAUGAGCACAUCACGGCCAAUUUCACAAAGUACUAA
Leptonychotes weddellii (Weddell seal) is the source of this 1248-nucleotide messenger RNA. It is a transcript of the gene CBLIF, whose product is annotated as cobalamin binding intrinsic factor. The record is from RefSeq and is a predicted model, not a curated record. NCBI's taxonomy places the organism in Eukaryota, Metazoa, Chordata, Mammalia, Carnivora, Phocidae. Gene Ontology annotation, molecular function: cobalamin binding. Gene Ontology annotation, biological process: cobalamin transport.